Messenger RNA from Diuraphis noxia (Russian wheat aphid), 481 nucleotides. RefSeq lists its product as uncharacterized. The record is from RefSeq and is a predicted model, not a curated record. Lineage: Eukaryota; Metazoa; Arthropoda; Insecta; Hemiptera; Aphididae.
CGGGAACCGGAAGGUGUGGGAAAUAUACUUUUUACGAUUUCUGCACAUCGGUCCAGUGCGAUAUUCAGUCCGCAUCAAGAACCAUGCAGAUCACAAGUGUAAUAUCGGCAUUGCUGCAGACGGCGGUAGCCGUGUUGAUGAUGUCGCAAAGCGGUACCGAAGCGGUUCCGGCCGAAGGGCUCACGCCUUUCGGUUUCCUCAUGGCCAGGGCUUAUGGACAACCGGCCGUACAUCCGGUCAUGCGGAAUAUAGUGUUCAAGCCCAGUGACGGGGCCAAAUUUCGGGAGGCGUUCGAAAAAAAACAUGGACCCCGCGGACGGGACCUGAUCGACAGCCUGGGCCGGGGUUCGUACAAAACGGGUGAGGCGACGGCGUCGAACCGAUUUCCGAACGUCGAGGACAUUGCGAUUGCAGGCGAAGCUUCCAGUAAAUCUUUAGUAGUCGUAAAUCCUUCAGAAGCUCUACGUUUGAAACAAUGACU